GCUGCUGAGGAAUGUCAUGUGUCAACGAAGUCAAAAUUGACAAAGGCUAUUUAUUUUGAAAAAUAUUUGUGUUGUUUUUUUAGGGGUUGUUAAUUAUGUGUAUUGUUUUCAUUUAUAAUGGAGUAAACGAAACUGAAAGUGACUAUAGCCUUAUUCUAAUUUCAAAUAGAGAUGAACACUUUGAGCGACCCGCGCAGUGUAUGGCGCCCUGGAACGAGGAUUCUAAUGUAUACGGAGGUAAAGAUUUGGAACCAGGUUGUGAAGGAGGAACAUGGAUGGCUGUCUCUCCAACUCGUGGAAAGCUAGGAUUGUUAUUAAACUUACCGGGAGUAAAGAAGGAAAGUGCUAAAAGCAGGGGUAGAAUCGUUUCAGACUAUAUGAAAAGUACAAUGCCUUUGUCAGAGUAUGUUGAAUUUAUUCACAAUUAUUCCAUGCAAUGUAAUGUAUUUUUAUUUUUGUCAGUGGAUUUUGGUGCAGGUCAGUUCCUGUACUCAAAAUCUUUUACACCCAGCACUCCAACACCCAAAAUAAAGACUUAUAGCAAUGCAACUGACAAUAUUUAUCAAUGGCCGGAUACAUACUUAGGAUUUAGUAAUUCCCUUCCAGACAAGCCAUUAAAGAAAGUUGAAGCUGGCAAGAAUUAUCUUACAGAUAUAUGUGGCAGGUUAAACAAAAUAAUGGAUAAAUCACAACUAAUUGAUGAACUGACAUGCCUAUUAAAAAAUAAAGAAAGCCAUUUACCAGAUGACCAGUUAGAGAGCAGACAACCAAAGCUUUAUAAAGAAUUAAGUUCAAUUUUUGUUGACAUCCCACAGGGGAAAUAUGGUACAAGAGCACACACCAUUAUGCUGCUAAGUAAGUCAGGACAUAUGGAUUUAAUUGAAAUAAGUAUGCAAUCACCUAUUGAUCCAGAAAAGCCUCAUUGGGAAAAGAGUGCAUUUCAAUUUGACCUCAUAAAAUAAUUCUUGAAAAAUUGAUAAUUUAUAUUAAAAUUGAUAAAUAAACUUUAUAUGCAAUGAACAUCUUUAAUGAUGAAUUUGCAUUAAUAGCUACUAUGUAUAAAUUUAGUCAACAUUUCAAAUUGUAUUGAAGUUAUUAGUAUUAUUGCAAUUUAAAUGAAGUAUUUUCAUACUUCUGGUCACAAAUUUUGUGUUUAGUUUUCUGUUGUUGCAAAUAAAACAUUUAUGAAUGGUUA
Molecule: messenger RNA, 1195 nt
Organism: Pararge aegeria (speckled wood butterfly)
Lineage: Eukaryota; Metazoa; Arthropoda; Insecta; Lepidoptera; Nymphalidae
Gene: Tango2
Product: transport and Golgi organization protein 2
Exons: 7
Coding region: 96-962 (288 amino acids)
Biological process (GO): Golgi organization; protein secretion
Cellular component (GO): Golgi apparatus
Source: RefSeq, a predicted model, not a curated record